AACACAGGUACCCAAAAAUAUAAUCAAACACAAUCCCCGCCUCUGUCUCUCUCUCUCUCUCUCUCUCUCUCUCUCACACACACGCACACUUUCUCUCUCUAGAAUUUGGUAUCGGUGUAUAAACUUUCGAUUGAGACAAAGAAACUGAAUCUUCCGGCGAUUUACGAUUCCAAAAUGCGGUAAUCGCCGGAUACUAAACUUGCUUCAGAUUCAUUUUUUUUUCUCCAAGAUCUACUCUACUGAUUUUACGGCAUCCAUCUUGGGCUGGUUGGAGGAGGAGAAGCUCGUUAAUAAUGAUAGUUUGUCUAAAAACAAGUGUGAGAUGAAUAAGCUCUUUUGUGGGGUAGUAGUGUCUGGGAGAUGUUAUUGCAAUUAAACUAUCUACUGACAUGGAAGAGGCACGGGAUGAAGUUGGGCCUUCAGAGCAGAGGUCCCCAGGGGCUUCAUGGUGGCCCUCAGAUUUCGUUGAAAAGUUUGGAUCUGUUACCCUUGAUAGUAAAGAAGAAGAUUUGAGGAAUAAGGAACUGGGUGAAAAUGAAGAAUAUAACAGGCUUUCAUGUCAGACUGCUUCACAGAUUCUCUGGAAAACUGGAACACUGUCAGAACCAAUUCCAAAUGGUUUCUACUCAGUUAUUGCUGAGAAAAGGCUCAAAGAGCUUUUUGAAGAUAUUCCCACUUUUGAUGAACUUCAGGCACUGGAGCAGGAGGGUUUAAGAGCAGAUAUUAUACUUGUGGAUGCUGAGAAAGACAAGAAGCUUUCUAUGCUGAAGCAACUGAUUGUUGCACUAGUGAAAGGUUUAAGCUCAAAUCCUGCAGCUACUGUAAAAAAGAUAGCUGGAUUGGUGUCUGAUGUUUACAAACGAUCGAACUGUGAACUAAGUCCUGCUAAAGCUGCUCUUGAGGAAAGCUCUCACACUUCUGACAUCCGAGGCAUCCAGAUGUUGGGUCACAUAAAGCAUGGCUCAUGUCGUUCUCGAGCAAUAUUGUUCAAAGUAUUAGCGGAUACUGUAGGUCUUGAAAGUCGGCUUGUUGUGGGGUUGCCUGCUGAAGGAGCUUCCGAGUGUGUAGACUCAUAUAAACAUAUGUCUGUUAUAGUUGUGUUAAAUUCUGUGGAACUGCUUGUCGAUCUUAUGCGUUUUCCUGGUCAACUUAUUCCUCUAUCAAUGAAGGCUAUUUUCAUGACCCACAUAUCUGCUGCUGGAGAGAGUGAUUCUGCAGAAAAUGAUUCCUGUGAUUCACCAUUGGAGCCUAACAGUCCUCUUUAUGGGUUUUCAGAGAGAAUUGAUCCUGAGAGUUCUGAGAAAGAUGAUGCUCUUCAAUACCAGAGGAGACUAGAAGCAUCUUCAAAUGCCGCAGGACCUUCAUUGAGGAAUAUGAUGUUACGGUCUAACACUUCAAUUGAUAGAAAAUUGAGUUUCUCGCAUAGCGAACCCAAUAUUGCUACUGCAGCUUGGAGAAGGAGCCGAAGAAAAGUUAUUACUGAACAAAGGACUGCAAGUUCAAGUCCAGAGCACCCUUCAUUUCGAGCACGUGCUCGCUCUAUGCUUAGUGGUGAUACCAAAACGUGCAGAGAUUAUUCAGAUGAUGUUGCUACAUCAAGGUCAGAAGGGGCAUCAACAUCAGAACCACGUAGGCUACGAAGAAGAAGUAUUAGUAUUACUCCAGAAAUUGGUGAUGACAUCGUAAGGGCGGUUCGAGCAAUGAAUGAAGCACUGAAGCAGAAUCGAAGAGAACAAGGGGAAAAUAGCUCAUCCCCUCAUACUUCAAGUGACAGAGGUGGGGCGUUGGAUCUUCAAAAAAAUGUGUCUGAUUUUCACCAUGACCACCAUGAAAUAUCUGGUGGACAGUCUUCCUUGUUUCCAUUGUCAAGGGAGCACAUGCGCUCUCAGAAAGCAGUAUCAUUACCCUCGUCUCCCCAUGAAUUCAGGAGGCAGGAUCCAGAAGGAGGGGGGCAGGUGAAUGACAAAAUGGUCUCAACCUGGAAUAGGAUUCUGGAAUCACCCAUGUUCCUGAACAAGCCUCUUCUACCUUUUGAAGAAUGGAAUAUAGACUUCUCAGAGUUAACUGUUGGCACUCGUGUUGGCAUUGGAUUCUUUGGAGAAGUUUUUCGAGGUAUUUGGAAUGGAACUGAUGUCGCUAUUAAAGUUUUCCUGGAGCAAGAUCUUACGGAGGAAAACAUGGAGGACUUUUGCAAUGAGAUUUCUAUCCUUAGCCAUCUUCGGCAUCCAAAUGUUAUAUUGUUUCUUGGUGCAUGCACAAAGCCUCCUCAUUUGUCCAUGGUUACUGAAUACAUGGAGAUGGGAUCUCUAUAUUAUUUGAUCCAUUUAAGUGGUCAAAAGAAGAGAAUUAGCUGGCGGAGGAGACUCAAGAUGCUUCGUGACAUAUGCAGAGGGUUGAUGUGCAUACAUCGGAUGAAGAUAGUCCAUCGUGAUCUAAAAAGUGCAAACUGCCUCGUGAACAAGCACUGGAGUGUCAAAAUAUGUGAUUUUGGUCUCUCGAGAAUAAUGACAGAUACACCUAUAAGAGAUACUACAUCAGCUGGCACUCCCGAAUGGAUGGCUCCAGAACUCAUCCGCAAUGAGUCUUUUACAGAAAAAUGUGACAUUUUUAGUCUUGGCGUGAUAAUGUGGGAGCUUUGUACUCUAAACAGACCAUGGGAGGGUGUACCGCCGGAGCGGGUAGUUUAUGUUGUUGCCAAUGAAGGAUCAAGGCUAGAGAUACCUGAAGGACCCCUGGGCAGACUAAUUGCAGACUGUUGGGCAGAGCCUAAUGAAAGACCAAGUUGCGGGGAAAUUCUCACCCGACUGCUAGAGUGCGAGUAUUCACUUGGAUAGCGCAAUUUGUUUUGUUUGUACAGAAACACAUGGUAGAGGUGUUAACAGUGUCCGGCUCAAGUUGUAACUUCUGUGUGAUUUUCCAGUUUUAGAAAAUAUCGUGUUUGUAGAAAUAUAGUUGAAACAUUCAACCUUUUUGUGAAAUCCAAUGCAGAGUUCGUUUUCCUAA
Molecule: messenger RNA, 3003 nt
Organism: Capsicum annuum
Lineage: Eukaryota; Viridiplantae; Streptophyta; Magnoliopsida; Solanales; Solanaceae
Product: serine/threonine-protein kinase EDR1
Exons: 17
Coding region: 390-2834 (814 amino acids)
Biological process (GO): protein phosphorylation
Molecular function (GO): protein kinase activity; ATP binding
Source: RefSeq, a predicted model, not a curated record